UCCGGUCAGGAAGAUGGCGGCCAUCUAGAACCCUGUGACUGACUGGCUACGGUACCUAGGCUCCAGAGUGGAACCUGGCUGUGUGACCGCGUGCGAGCUUUGUGUCGCUGUGAUCAAACUUCGAUCCGGCUUGCUGCAGCUCUAGGUUCGUUCUGUUUGAGGAGCUGGGGUCUGUGGAGUCCCGAGUCGGAGACUUCGCAAGAAACGUGCAUCUAUUGCGCGGUCGGCGACUUGGAUGGGCGUCUGCCUCCCACAGACCUGACCACCCGAGUCCGCGCCACGCUCUCGUGCACGAUCCAGUCACUCACGAGCUGUAGCCUCUGGCGACAGAAACCCAGACACAAGCUCGCCAAAGCCAGCAAGCAGGACCUUGGCUUCCGCUAUCCCCUCUCCAUCCAAGCACCCGGGAGCCAUGGAGGUGGCUGAGGCCAACAGCCCCACCGAGGAGGAGGAAGAAGAGGAGGAGGAAGGGGAGGAGCUGACACCCGAGCCCAGGCCUCAUACUCGCUCCAACCCUGAGGGGGCCGAGGACCGGGCUCUGGGAGCCCAGACCAAUGUGGGCAGCCGCAGCGAGGGCGAGGGUGAGGCUGCCAGUGCAGAUGAUGGAGCAGCCAGUGUCCCAGGAGCUGGGCCCAAGCCCUGGCAGGUACCAGCACCGGCACCUGAGGUCCAGAUUCGAACACCACGGGUCAACUGUCCAGAGAAGGUGAUCAUCUGUUUGGAUCUUUCAGAGGAGAUGUCUGUGCCAAAGCUGGAGUCCUUUAAUGGCUCCCGGACAAACGCCCUGAACGUGUCUCAGAAGAUGGUUGAGAUGUUUGUGCGCACGAAGCACAAGAUUGACAAGAGCCACGAGUUUGCACUGGUCGUGGUGAAUGACGACCCCGCUUGGUUAUCUGGACUGACCUCUGACCCCCGCGAGCUCUGCAGCUGCCUGUACGACCUGGAGACUGCGUCCUGCUCCACGUUCAAUCUAGAAGGUCUCUUCAGUCUCAUCCAGCAGAAGACUGAGCUGCCAGUCACAGAGAAUGUGCAGACCAUCCCGCCCCCCUACGUCGUGCGCACCAUCCUGGUCUACAGCCGCCCUCCCUGCCAGUCCCAGUUCUCCCUGACUGAGCCCAUGAAGAAGAUGCUCCAGUGUCCCUACUUCUUCUUUGACAUCGUCUGCAUCCACAAUGGCACCGAGGAGAAGGAAGACGAGAGGAGGUGGAAGGAUGUAUUCUCCUUCAUGGGCAGCCUGGACACCAAGGGCACCAGCUACAAGUAUGAGGUGGCACUGGCUGGGCCGGCCCUCGAGCUGCACAAUUGUAUGGCCAAGCUGCUGGCCCAUCCGCUUCAGAGGCCUUGCCAGACCCAUGCGAGCUAUAGCCUGCUGGAGGAUGAGGAGGCUGGUGAGGGUGAAGCCACCGUGUGACCCAUGGCUUCUGCACCGUUCAGGAGCCCGGUGCACCCACGCCCACUCCUACUGUGUCUGCUGUAAAUUCUUCCUGGGACCAGUUUGUCACCAGAAUAAAAAUCUGAGGCUUCUGA
Messenger RNA from Microtus ochrogaster (prairie vole), 1527 nucleotides. It is a transcript of the gene Babam1, whose product is annotated as BRISC and BRCA1 A complex member 1. Gene Ontology annotation, cellular component: BRISC complex; nuclear body; BRCA1-A complex. The record is from RefSeq and is a predicted model, not a curated record. Lineage: Eukaryota; Metazoa; Chordata; Mammalia; Rodentia; Cricetidae. Gene Ontology annotation, biological process: double-strand break repair; mitotic G2 DNA damage checkpoint signaling; positive regulation of DNA repair.